AUGGGCACAGCCAUGGAGGUGGGCACCCUCCUGGCCCUGGGCAUCACCAUCCCCCUGGCCCUGGGCACAGCCAUGGAGGUGGGCACCCUCCUGGCCCUGGGCACAGCCAUGGCCCUGGGCACCCCCCUGGCCCUGGAAACCACCCUCCAUGUCCCCACCCUGGAUCAGGGCACUGUCCUGGAAGGGGCCACCCACCAGGGCCCCCUGGGCACCCCCAUGGUCCACAUCACUGAGGAAGCAGAAGAAAAGGAUCCAAGAAUGUGGAGCCUGAUCUAUCAUGGAGCCUGA
Messenger RNA from Rangifer tarandus platyrhynchus (Svalbard reindeer), 288 nucleotides. The record is from the annotation of a GenBank genome assembly. Lineage: Eukaryota; Metazoa; Chordata; Mammalia; Artiodactyla; Cervidae.